This is a messenger RNA of Dermochelys coriacea (leatherback sea turtle), 4995 nucleotides long. Its product is annotated as interferon kappa-like. Gene Ontology annotation, cellular component: extracellular region. Gene Ontology annotation, molecular function: cytokine activity; type I interferon receptor binding. Lineage: Eukaryota; Metazoa; Chordata; Testudines; Dermochelyidae. The transcript has a single exon. Gene Ontology annotation, biological process: T cell activation involved in immune response; B cell differentiation; B cell proliferation. The coding region runs from base 4000 to 4542 and encodes 180 amino acids. The record is from RefSeq and is a predicted model, not a curated record.
AGGGUCAGGACCCACAAGCAGAAAGACACCCAAGAAGCACUGUGUAAAUUACAAUUUUUCCCAACUUUCUGCCCCUCCAUAACAACCCCACCAGCAGCCCCAGUCCAUGUUUCUCAGCCAACCUGCACUCUCACCGUCCACCCAAAAAGCCCUCCACCCACCCCACUGUGCCGUGUUCCCACAGAAAGAGAAACUUUUUCCUUUCCACAGACUAAAGUUAGACAGCUGCUUCCAGAUGCUCCUCCAUCUCCCGCAUCGUACCUACAAAAUGCCUAUGCAUAUGUAACCCAAAACUGCAUUAGGCUGUUCUGCUCUCAUACUUCAUGCCUCCUUGUCCUCCUCACCCCUAAGUCUGCCCUUCAGUAUUACAGCUUGACAUGCCCCUUCUUGCCACUGAAUAGAUUUGCUUCAGAUUAUUCCCAUCCCCCCGACACCCUCCCCAAUAUAUUAUCUUGCACUUAUCGAUGCUGGGAAAGUAUUUUUCUCCACGUUUCUAAUCUUUGUUCCUUUGGAUCACACACAUCUGUCCUCACUUGAGCUCCCAGCACCUCCUAAUUUUGUAUCAUUUGUGACCAUCAUGAACAUGCUCUCCAUACGCUCUUCUCCAUCUCUGAGGAACACUCAAUAAGAUAAAAUGUAAUAAAGCCCUUUAAUACCAACCGGACACCUUCCUGCAAUUAGAUCCAUUGAUAUUUAUCAUUAUCCUUGCUUACCAAUCUUCCAGUUUGUAAUCCCAUGUGACAGUGUCAUUUCCAAGCUAAUAUGAAAUAACUUUAAUGAGAGACUAACAAAUCCGCUGCUAAAAUCCCAACGGAUUAUGUCAAAUUAAAGUGAUAUUUACCCUGACCAUCUCUCUCCAAGAGAAACAACAGAUAGAGUUUCAAGGGAAAUCUGAAAGGUGCUAGGUCAGUACUUACAUUCCAGAUAUCCGUUGGGGACAGUCACCUUCCUAGAUGAGGUGGACAACAAAUACACACACACACACCCCUGUAUGAGGGCACCUCUGUGAAAUACAGUUGGGAAGGAUAUUACAUCCCAUUGUCUUUCAUGCCAAUUACAGGAAAAUCCAGAUUUUCCUUCACCCCCACUUGCCCCAUGAAAAAAGUCACAAGAGAAACAGCACAGACAAAUAUCCCACGAGGAAAGCGUGAGUUGUUUAUAAAGCAAAUCCACAUUCAACCACAUGAGACUGAGGGGGGCACGUGUUUUUGUUCUUAAAAACAGUUCAGGCAUUAUGUUCUUGGCCCCACAAAAUGUGGCAUUUGAUGUGCCAUUGAUGAGAGCCAAGUCCACGCUAUCACAAAACACAGACCCUACAGGUCUGAUAUCAAGGUUACACAAAGGGCUCAAACACAGAUAUGGAGCAGCAAUGCAGUUACCCAAGAAGACAGAGCAAUUUAGUAGGUAAAUAAUGGAGCAAUGCUAUCUAAUCUGGGAAAGGCUGGCCUGAUGCUACAUCAGUGACUAUUAAAGGAAUCACGAUAAACUUAUUCCAAUGGCAUCAGACCCCACCAAUCCCACAAGAUAUUAGAGAGAAACCUUUGUAUGCAUACUGGAGAUAUGUAGGUGGGUAUGGAGAAGGGGCACAUUCAGAGCUGGCUGGAGCACCCCUAUGUCUAGACUUAGUGCUCCAAAACUGUAGGAAUUGUUAGGAAAGUCAGGGGCACGGAAUUGCUUGCCUCCCCUCUGCUAGUCUUGCUGGCCCUAAAGUUUACCAUCACGUCUAUUAUCCCAGGGAGUUGUACCAAGGUGGAACUCCAAAGAGGAUUCCCCCCACCCCCCUCUAGUCUUGGCAGGAGUUUGUUAUGCUAAUGCUCACAGAUGAUGAAAGACAAGUAUAUAGUUUUUACUGCAUUGCUCCUCUUUCUAAUCUAGACAUUUAACUGAAUGACUCACACAAAAGCAAAAACCUAAACCACACUAAGCCAUUUACUCCAAUAUAAUGCACUGUAGUCUUCUUGGGUUGCUAUUACUGCAGAGAUUGUGAGUUACCACAAUCUCACUGUGUAACAACCGUUUAACCGGUGAGGGCUGGGGACUGUCUCCCCUCCGUUGCUCUCAUUAUGUCUAGUUUACAAAUGUGCUCUUUAAAAGAACAUUAGUACAGUAGCUUAAACCUCAUCCAUUUUAAUACAAAUUCUUAUUUAUGUUUCCAAUAUGCUUGAUUUAGAAAAAGGAUUUUUAAAAUAAUUUACCUUUCAUCAUCUAUGAUGAUUGUUCACUUUUCCCCUUCCCAAGUUUCUACAGUGAGCCAUCAAUUUCACUUUCCUUUUCAUCAGUUUCAUUUUCUAGAGCUCAUGAACUGUCACACUGCAGCAAAACUUGGGCUGCAAAUGCCACAGAAGGGAAGUUUUAAAUCCAUGAAACUCUUUGUUUGGGAUUAGUUUUUAAGAAGAUAAAUUCAGCAGACCCCCAUUUAUCAGAUCUUACUGGGACCAGGGCCAGAUUGGAUCAUCAAAAAUUCCAAUAAUCCAGAGAAUGGGAAAGUGCAAGGCUGCAGCGCCAUCUAGCGGCUACAGGAGAGAUCUCCCGCUUCUAGACCUACAUGUGCUGGUUGUUUCGUUAAUACAGAGAGCCGGAUAAUGAAGGGUCAGAUAAAUGGGGUUGUACUGUAUUCAAUAUAUUUUAUAAAGAUAAGGAGGGUGAGAUAAUAUCUUUUAUUGGACCAACUUCUGUUGGUGAAAGAAAAAACUUUCACUGUGUAAGCUCCUUUCUCUCACCAAGAGAAGUUGGACCUGAACCACCUUCUCCCUCUACUUUCCAGGGACCAAUAUGUCUACAACACCACUACAUACAAUAUAUUUUAUAAGACAUUUAAAAAGAAAGCCUACAAUUUAGAUCCUGAAACACCUGACAGUGGUCCUUUAGCUACAAAGUAAAUCUCCCUGGACUAUCUUGAAUAUUAUAUGUUCAUAUUGUGUACUACCAGCCUAUUAUUAAACAUAUUUCAAUUUAAAAGUAGGAAUUUACAGAGGUAGAACGUAACUGCCUCAUUCAGAAUUUGGCCAAAAACCAAAGGUUAAAUCACCUCAUUCCUUUGUAGAUGUUACUUCAGGAUUUGUAAGGACCUCAAAUGGCCAAGACAUUGGUUUUGCAGCUCAUCUGAAAGGCAGCACUGCCAACAGUACAAUGACCCUGAGACAUUAUGUAUACACUCAGACACUGGUGCAGCAGAGACUCAAAGGGAAGCGCACCACCAACGGUGGAUCACAGUGUCCAGACUGGGCCCCCAGCGAGCCCUAGACAGACCACCCCAUUUUCCAGGAGAGUAAUAAUUACAUUGUUUCCACCAAGGGGCCUCCUCCAAGCAACUCCUCUAAUGCCUAGGGAUGAACCUGACACCUACUGAAUCACCAGCAGCGCUCCAUACAAAGCCCUCAAAUCUCUUCAAAGAUCUGGAAUUUAAAUACCAAUCCCAUGUAUCCCUGCUGAGCUUGAGAGUCUGACAGGUAGGAAGGCUGUAGUCAUACGUCUAUGUCACAUGCCUGAAAGAAUUCAGAUUUCCUAUUAAAAAAAGAACAAAACUGUAUGGAAAAUUCUAGAGGUUCAGGAGUCAAAAAGAAUUGUGGUUCCACAGUCAAAGAGAACUGACUCAUUCAGAUCUGAGAGAUUCAGCAAUUUAGGCUAUAUGACUAUGAUUAAGAACCCUAGUGCCUGAGCUGUUUAAAUACUUCAGAAUGUAGUUUAGCAGUACAUGUUGCACAGAGCACACAAAGGUCAGAGGUCAAACAUCCAGGGCCUCUAAUAAUGCUGCGCAGAGAGGAGAUGUUUAACAUCCCUGGGGGAAAAUAUGGGCAUUGGUAUGGAAGUGUCAGAAAACACUUAAGUGUCACCAGUUGGAAAGUGAAAAUGAAAACAGGGAAAUUUUAGAGAACCAGAAAAUGAUGAAAGGAAAAACAUCCCACCAAAUAAAUUCAGGGACAUGGAAGGCAUGCACAGUAGACCGCAGACAUCCAACAAGCUACAAGUACUUUGGCAUAAACCGUGUGAAACGUUAUCAUGGCUACCAAGUUUCAAGGAUGCCUGUGGCAGAUUUGCCUAGUACUGCUGUUCUCCACUGGAGUCAUGUCACUGGACUGUAACCUGCUUCAUCACCAGCAAAGCAAAUUUAACUGGUACAGUCUACAACUGCUGACAAACAUGGGUGCGAAGUUUCCUUUGGAGUGUCUGGAAGACAAGACAACCUUCCAGUUUCCUGAGAAGAUUCUGAAGCCCGAAUUUCUACAACAAGCCAAGAUGUCUGUCCAUGAAAUUCUCCAGCAGCUCUUUGGCAUCUUUAGCAGGAACCUACCCCAAACUGGCUGGGAAAGAAGAAAAGUGAAGAGGUUCCUAAACGGGCUCUCACUGCAGACUGAGCGCCUCGAGGCAUGCCUACAUAAAAAGGGAGGGAGCAACAUUCUGAGACUGAAGAAAUACUUCCAGAGGAUCCAAGAUUUUCUUAAGGAGAAGAAAUACAGCACCUGUGCCUGGGAGAUUGUCAGAGAGGAAGGGCAGAGGUGUUUUCAAUAUAUUCAUAAGCUCACAGUGAGGAUGCAAAACUAGGCGACAAACAUUUUACUAUGAACAUUUGAGAAGUUUGGGUGAAGCAGCGAACUGGGAGCAAGAAACCAUCUGACCUCAAGCUUAAACUCUGAUACGGACUUCGUGGCCCUUUUCAAAUCAAUGUAUGUGACUCAGUUUGCCAUUGGUAAAAUGGGGAUUAUACCAUACACUUCAGCGGGUGGAGCUGAUUGUUUAAAAUGCUCUGAAGAGGAAAGAAGCUAGAGAACUAUAUGAAUGUACUUCACAUACUGUGUGCGGAGUCUCAUCCAAAAGCUAAGAAAUAUAUUAGAGGCUGGACACAGGUGGAGAAGAAAAAUAUUUUGCAAUUGUUAUUUUAUUUGUGCAUUGUCAAACUUAUCCUGAUUGUAGGAAUGGAGACUGUCACAUAUAUAUUUAUUUAUAUAUUUAUAUAUUUAUAACUAUUUAUAUUUUUAAAAUAAAAGUAUGGCUAAA